This is a messenger RNA of Cryptomeria japonica (Japanese cedar), 1218 nucleotides long. RefSeq lists its product as uncharacterized. The transcript is spliced from 4 exons. Bases 1 to 1218 code for a protein of 405 amino acids. Lineage: Eukaryota; Viridiplantae; Streptophyta; Pinopsida; Cupressales; Cupressaceae. The record is from RefSeq and is a predicted model, not a curated record.
AUGGAGGAGCAGGAGGCAGGCGGAGACAAAGACGAUCCUGAUACCGAAGAGGGAGAUCGGGAUGGAGAUGAUGAGGAUGACGAGGACGACGAGGACGACGAGGACGAGGAAGAGGAAGAGGAAGAGGAGGAUGAGGAAGAGGAGGAAGAGUUAGGUACAGUUCAUCACUCCAGAGAGGAUACCAGAUCCCUAGACCCACCGAGUCUCCCACGGCGGGCAGAGAGGGAUCCCAUAAGGGCUCCUAAUCCUCAACCCUAUCGGCCCACACCGAUUAUACAAAGACAGUACGAGCGGGGAGAAACUAGCGGGUCUCAAUCUCAGAAUGCAGUGACAGACCUUAUUGUGACUGCACGCAUUCUGAUUUCUACACAGAUACCGCAUAGAUCCCAGAGGAGUGCAGGACGACACGAGGACCUUUUCUCCCCUAUUCGGACGGAGGUGGAGGUCCUACGAGACAGAUUACGACAGAGAGAGUGUGACCUAGCAACGAUGCAGACAGAGGCAGCCACAUGCCAACGGAUCAUGAUGGAGAGAGAUCGCAGGAGCUCCUCAUGGAAUCACUCGCGGACUGGAAUUUGGCCACUUAAUCGAACUGCAUUGCAGAAUGAUAUGAGGCCAAGUGAGGCAUUUGAUGUUGAAGGGGAUAUACACAAACUGAUUGAAGAAUUUGUGGAACAGUAUAGUGGAACACAAGCAACGGUUGAUGGUAUAAGUUUUCCACCACAAACCAGCGAACCAAGUCUGCCCCCACAAACCAAUCAGCCAAAUGAGGGUGUGAAAACAUCAGCAAACAUGUCUUUGCCAACACAAGUUGUCAUACCAGAGUGGAUUCAAGAAGCAGCCAACUCUGAUGAUGUAACCCUUUCCAUGCCAACUCCGCCAGAAAUUGAUCCAACAGAUGUGAUCCAUUACUUCACCAAUGCAACCAACUGGGAGCAGCAAGAUGGUGUUGAUUGUGAAGAAGAAAUUCACAUAAGUGAAGAACCUAACUUUGUGCCAUGCACCCAAGAUGAUGGGCAACAAGUAUCGAGGAAAAUCACCGGAUUUUUUAGACUUCCAGUGCAGAGAAUGAAUCAUUAUGCACGGGGAGGUAGGAGAGGGGUGCUACAUCUUAGUAGGCAGACACAUAUUUUGGCAUCUAAUGAGUGCAUUCAAAAGGAACAAGAUAAAGAGACAGAAAGGAAAAGAGAUGAGGAAUUGGCAGAACGAAAAAAAUAA